GUCACUUGCUCGUGGUAUUUCAACAGAAGCGUUUCUAAAAUGAAGGUUUUUCUAACAGUGAUUAUCCUAGGAACAUAUUUCCAGCUAUGUGUGAAUGGACAGCCAGGAAUCGACGGCAAGGCGGAGCUACAUAAUAUGAUCCGGAGUCUUCAGGACCAAAACCGCCGCAUCACCGCACAGAACCAACGGCUGAACUUGGUUUUUUCUGGCAUCCAACAUAUGUGUUCGGCACUCCAAAUGAACGACUGUACAUGCAACGAGGAUGUCAUAGAUGAGAUGCAAGGAAAUCUAUCAGACAACAAGAAUUUGAGGGUAAUUACUGUCAAAACAACGGGCGGGCAGAAUGACGUUGAUCACGUUAACGUUUCUGUGACAUAUUCCGCUCCUGACGUUCACAGUUCCAACGUCAUGGUGUUAUUCGAAAACAACGUCAUGUGGAGGACGGCUGGUAAAAGGUUUUCGAACGAUGAUGGAUCUUUCACAUUAAGUGUGACCCUUAACACAUUGGAAAUCAACGAACUUAAAAUGUUACGAUUUGAUACAUCGUCGGAGGCUGAAUCCAUCAGAGUCGAUAUAAAUAUCCUUGAAAUGAAUACUGAACAGGUAAACAGUAUUCCUGAAAUACAGUACGACCUCGUCAAAAUGAACUCUUCUUUCGAUGUAUCUAGCGGUCCGAACACAACACUGACUGUUAUGGCGAACGAAAAUAUUGAAGAUGAUUUGGCCGAACUAGGAAGAAUUGAAUUGAUUUCCACUGCUGAGAAAGAUAAUGAGACGAUUAUGUUUGAGGAAUAUUACCCUUGGAGUGAUGAUAUCCUUAUUAAUUUAGAACCAAGUGAUGAAGAAGGAAUAAAAGAAUUGACAAUAACUCUUACAAAUGGGAUAGCCAGAAAUGGCGGCUCUUUGACGUUCUUCUUGCGUCACAAUCUACCAGAUGUUGCACUAGUAAAUAACAUCGAAUACGGUCUAAUCACAAAGCUUAUGUCCGAAGAAAAAAAAGACUUUAUUGCUCUCCUCGGCCCUGUUAGUCAGCCCAGCACAGAAUACAUCACAAAGCCAAAACAAAGUGUAACGUGUUUUACGGUAGGAAACAGGAGUCCACUGGUUGCAUUGUAUAAGGUUGGGAAAAACGGGAACCAGAAACUUCUGGAGACUGAGAGAAUUUAUAGUGAUUUUAUGAUGGAAGCCAUUGCUUACACACCUGAAGGACCUGGAGUAUAUAAAUGCCGUGCCUGGGACAAGACUGGAAAACGUACAGAGAAGACAGUGACAUUAGCGAAUAUGGUACAAUCUGUUUUUAAAGCGGAUAAAACUGGUGUGCAGCACAACUCAUCAGACCACUUGACCAUCUCGUGCAAGGCGUCGGGAUUCCCAACACCAUUGUUACGCUUUUCAUUUUUCGAUGAACAAGGCCCAGAAAUGACAUCCACAUCUUUUCAGAUCACGGAUAGGACUAAGGGUAAAUCAAGCUGGAAGAUAAUGACGUUGUCUAGAAACGAGACGCUCACCUACCAUACCAUCAUGUGUUUGUCCGCACAAGUUGACAGCGCCGGAAAUAGGCUCCGUUAUGACAGUUCGAAGAUUGAGAUAUACCCAGGCCUGCAUUUUGAAGCAAAUUUAACAGCUUAUUAUGCACAUAGAACAUAUGAAUAUACGCCCUAGGAGGGCCAGUAUUGGGCCUUGAAGCAAACUCUUCAGUGCAUUAUAGUGCUUGACGACCUUUAUGUAUUUAGGAGGCGUUAGUCAAUUGGACCUUGUAGAACGCUUAUCGACGUGCAUUCAUUAAGGCUUAUACUAUUGAGUUUGCAACUUAUGUAAGCAUCGGGGCAUCAUAUAUUAAAUAAUGCUUAUAAGAGGGGGUAUAUUCCUAUCACCAUACGGCGGUCGGUCGGCCGGCAUUUUGGCAAAGGUUUGUGGAACAAACUUCGCACACAGUUUUAGAGUUACUACUUCGGUAUUUGGUACACUUCACAUCCAUGAUGUGUAGUAAUGCCUGGCGUAUUAGUCGUGAACUAAUGACAUUUUGUUGUAGAGUUAAGUGCUUUCGAAUAUGAUUUUUUCUCUUCGGGCGAUACUGAAGUUUGUGAAUUGAACUUCUUACACUGUUUUAAAUGUAUCACUCUGGGACAGGGCCCACAAUAUCACCAUGGUGUGAGGUAGUGCCGCACGUAAUUUUCAUGAUACCUUGUUCAAAUAUUGUUUAUUUUGAGGAAUGAACCUUUGAGCAUACGUGUAAUGUUUUUGUUUUAAUAUAUGUGUGUGAUGUAAAGAAAGUGUUUGCAGCAAUGGCACUAGAUCAUAAAUAGUCGUUAAUAUUUAAAUUGGGUGGGAAUAAUAAGCGUCAGUAUAUUAACGCAAAAAUCAAUGAUUUAAAGCUUAAAUAAACACACAUCUGCUGAAACGUGUAUCCGUGUGCUGCUGAUUAGUGUAUGUUUUUGAAACCAGUGUCAUCAUUAUAAAAUCUGUUAGACAUGUUAUGUUUUCAUAACCCAGGUAUGACGUUAUGUAACAAACUUUGGAAACCAUCAUCUAUAGAUACACUUUGUUUAACAUUUAGAUUUUCCUUUGACCUUUAAAUUGUAUCAUUUGCUGUUGAUGUGUUGCGUUCGGGAGUAAAUUCAAACUUAAUAUCA
Messenger RNA from Mya arenaria, 2633 nucleotides. RefSeq lists its product as uncharacterized. Bases 40 to 1662 code for a protein of 540 amino acids. The transcript has 7 exons. NCBI's taxonomy places the organism in Eukaryota, Metazoa, Mollusca, Bivalvia, Myida, Myidae. The record is from RefSeq and is a predicted model, not a curated record.